AUAGUUGGAUAACCCCAUUUCAGAAACUAAACUCCAAUUAGUUAUUCACAACUCUGAUUUCAUCAAUCACCUUCUACUCAAACCAAUUUUUUUUUAUUAUUCUUUUUUGAAUCCCUUCUCGAUUAUCCAUAUAAUAACACCAUAUUCUUAAUUUUCCUCCAACAACAUACAUAUAUAUAGCUACUCCUACUAUAGCAGCAGCUAUUUAUAAUUAAUUAGAGGUUCGGUUUUAAAGAAGAAACAAGAUGAUGAUGAUGAUGAUGAGUGUUAAUAACUCGGUGUCAUGUGGAUGCAAGCCCCUACUCAUGACCAUGGAGUCCCUCUUCCACCACCGCAUCACCACCAAGGAGAAGGUUGUGGUGGUCAUUGGCGCCACCGGCACCGGCAAGUCCAAGUUAGCCAUUGACAUAGCCACUCACUUCAAACCGGCGGAGAUUGUCAACUCCGACAAAAUUCAAGUCUUCAAAGGCCUCAACAUCACCACUAACAAGGUGACAGAGGAAGAGUCUCGUGGGUUUCGUUUAAGGUACGACUGCUGCUUCCUCUGGGUCGACGUUUCCCUCCCCGUCCUCCAUUCCUCUUUGGAACGCCGCGUUGACAAAAUGAUUCAGGCCGGUCAAGUCAACGAAGUUCGCGAUUUCUUUGACCCUUCCGGAGACUACUCCAGAGGGAUUCGGAGGGCCAUUGGAGUCCCCGAGUUUCACCAAUUUCUUCAAGCCGAGUCCAUGGAAGCAGACCAGGAAACCAAGAACAGGCUUCUAGAAGACGCCAUUGCCACCAUCAAGCUCAACAACUGCAAGCUCGCCAACCGUCAGCUACACAAGAUUCAGCGCCUCCACGCCGUGUGGAAGAGAAACAUGCACCGCCUCGACGCCACUCAGGCUUUUCUUAACACACAAGAAGCCGCUUGGGAGGAUCACGUGGUGGCUAAAGCUAGAAGGAUCGUGCAGAGGUUCUUGUACGACGAAACUCAUCAACAUGUUGUUCCGCCGCUUGUGUCCUCUCCGGCUUCGCCGCCAGCAGCCGCCAUGGCCGCGGUAACACAUUAGAACUAGCUAGGGACAGAAAAAAUGUCACCACUACUGACAUGCCAUUUUUUUCCUUUUCUUUUUCCGGUGUCCCUUUUUUUAGGUCAUGUCAUUGGUAGUAAAAGCCAUAUACUAAUUACUAUAUAUUUUAAGGGAAAAAAUACAAUAUUUUGUUAAAUUAA
Messenger RNA from Arachis duranensis, 1210 nucleotides. Its product is annotated as adenylate isopentenyltransferase 7, mitochondrial. Bases 246 to 1049 code for a protein of 267 amino acids. NCBI's taxonomy places the organism in Eukaryota, Viridiplantae, Streptophyta, Magnoliopsida, Fabales, Fabaceae. The transcript has 2 exons. Gene Ontology annotation, cellular component: mitochondrion. Gene Ontology annotation, molecular function: tRNA dimethylallyltransferase activity. The record is from RefSeq and is a predicted model, not a curated record. Gene Ontology annotation, biological process: tRNA modification; cytokinin biosynthetic process.